AUGGCCCACACUCUCCCUGUUCUCCCCUAUGCCUACGAUGCUCUUGAGCCCGUGAUCUCCAAGCAGAUCAUGGAGCUGCACCACCAGAAGCAUCACCAGACUUACGUCAACAACCUGAACGCCGCUCUGUCUUCCCAGGUUGGAGCGACUCAGGCAAAUGAUGUCCCGACCCUGAUCUCCCUGCAGCAGAAGAUUCGCUUCAACGGCGGCGGUCACAUCAACCACUCCCUCUUCUGGAAGAACCUCACCCCACCCGGAACUCCAGGCAACGACCUGGCCGGUGCUGCUCCUUCUCUCAAGGAAGCAAUUGUCUCCCGUUGGGGGUCUGAGGACGCCUUCAAAAAGGCAUUCGGAGCCGCUCUUCUCGGUAUCCAGGGCAGCGGCUGGGGCUGGCUCGUCAGCACUGGCGGACCCAAGAGCCGUCUCGACAUUACCACCACAAAGGAUCAGGAUCCUGUCUCGGCUGAGGAUGUGCCUGUCUUUGGUGUUGACAUGUGGGAGCAUGCGUACUAUCUCCAAUACCUGAACAACAAGGCUGGCUACAUUGAGGGAAUCUGGAAGAUCAUCAACUGGGCUGAGGCGGAGAAGCGCUACAAGGCCGGUGUUGAGAACCCUGUCAAGCUGUAA
Messenger RNA from Penicillium waksmanii, 627 nucleotides. Its product is annotated as superoxide dismutase. Gene Ontology annotation, molecular function: metal ion binding; superoxide dismutase activity. Lineage: Eukaryota; Fungi; Ascomycota; Eurotiomycetes; Eurotiales; Aspergillaceae. The record is from RefSeq and is a predicted model, not a curated record. Gene Ontology annotation, biological process: superoxide metabolic process. Bases 1 to 627 code for a protein of 208 amino acids. The transcript has 3 exons. Gene Ontology annotation, cellular component: mitochondrion.